Molecule: messenger RNA, 16769 nt
Organism: Pelobates cultripes (western spadefoot toad)
Lineage: Eukaryota; Metazoa; Chordata; Amphibia; Anura; Pelobatidae
Source: the annotation of a GenBank genome assembly
AUGGCAAAAACUGUAAAACGCAGCAAUCCGCGUGACGUUAGUGACAGGGAGGGAAACCAGGUCCAGCAGACAUAACAGACAAACGUUAGUAUUACAGUUAUACAGAGGGUAAAGCAGGGAGAACGGGAACAGGGGCUGAAUACCAAACAAUAAAUGUUUAAAUAAAGUGACUAUUGCAAUUAUCAAUAAAAGACAGUUUGGAGCAAAUUACUCUGCCAUGUGCCUUGGCUGGAGCAGUAAAGGAAGAGGAAGUCAUGUGUCUGUCAGGGCUUUAUAUAUGGAUGUGAUGCCUGUUACUGAUUGGUUUAAAGUUUAUUGAUUGAUUUGUGCUGCUGGAGGCAUAAAGUAAAGAAAGUUAUGCAAAAUACGAAGCCUCCUGUCAUGUGAUCAAAUUUGUCCUUUAGUGAUUGUACUUGUUUUUGUUCUAUGAGUUUCCCAAUUCCAUCUCUAGAUGGUGCUACAUUGUAACUCAAUGCAUAGUCUGCUUGGAGGGGGCGAGGCAGGGCUGGGUUACGGAUCACAUAAAUCCAGUAUCGUUUCGCUGCAUCAUUGAGAAGAGAGUUGUGAAACCUGUCUGUGCUUCACGUGUGGAUUGUAUGACAAGUGUACAGACAGGAAACACGAGCAAGGUUUUAUCAAGUAAGAGACCCAGGUAAGUUAUAAUGUGCGAGGUUAGGGGUGGGGUAUCAGGAAAUGUAGCUGAUAAAAUCUACAACUACCAGUAUCCUUAGCCAUCACGUGCCUCUGUGUGCUAUAUAUCCCACACAGUGAUUUACGAACGUGUGAAUUGUCAGGAAUUCAAAGUGAAUUUCAGAGUUAGGACAAGCAACUGAUGUGAAAACACAACUCACUUGGGAAACUUUUCCUGCAGAGCAGGACUAACCAUAGGGGGACCCUAGGCGGCUGCUUAGGGCCCAGGGAUUAGACAAGGAGCCCCAGGAACCAUAAAUUUGUCUGGCCCCAUUUACUAUCCCUAUGUGAAGAAUGAUGGAGGGGUCCCAAAUUGGAAACCUACCUUUGGCCCCGUGGCAUCUUAACCCUUAUCUGUUUACCAGUUUUGCUAUCUUGCCUUAAAAGUUUCAAUUCAAUUUUGAAUUGCCAACAAAUCCUAUUUGAAUAACGGUUAAAGCAUCUGGACCUCGGAAUGGAUACCAGGUAAGAAAAGGCCCCAAAGGGGACAUCUCCAGGCAGCGAAGGCAUGAUAAUUAAAUCUUAAAUCUGGACUAAAAAAUCAAAUGUCUGUACUCUGCAUUAUUGCCUGGGUAGUAAGUACAAUUAAGGAGCAAUGCUGGCUUUCUUGAGCAAUGACUCACUAUGUGAUUAAAGAGAAUAGUAAAUAAAUCUGUUUAGAUGACGUUAUUAUAGGUGGCGGGACAUGGCGUUAAAUUAGCACAAACCACAAUGUGUCCGCUCAAUAGGACACCGAGGAAAAAAAUCCAACUAGUUUUGGUUAAUUGCAAGAUGUUAUAGUUAGCCCUUCUCUAGCUGUACUGCCGGAUACACCCCUCCUAGCUUUGUCCAAUAAAUGCUGGAGCCCCCCACUGUGAGUACUGUGCCUUAGUACUGCAGAUGCUUGUAAUGCAGGUUUACCAUAAUUUUGAAAUAGGUUCUAAUACAGUGCCUGUGCAAUAUUACCAAGGGGCAAUUGGUACCAAAAGUUUCUAAAAAUCCAUAACUAAAAAUCCAUGCGAUAAUUAAAGUGGAUCAAUAAAUAUGUGCUUUCCUUUUUUGGUUUACACACUGAUUGUCAAAGAUGUAUGUCAUUGCUCCAGAAUUGCUAAUUUUUAACAUCACCCAUUUUUUUAACCCCUUAAGGACCAAACUUGUAGAAUAAAAGGGAAUCAUGACAUGUCACACGUGUCAUAUGUCCUUAAGGGGUUAAACACAGUUGACUUGUCAUGGUAUUGGUAUGACAUGGGGUGUGUAACAUGUAGACAAAAACGUAUUUAUUGACAGUAGGAAGUUACAAUAACAUAAAUCCUUCGCCCUUGAGGACGAUUGUAUCACUCCUGUGCAGCAUUGUUAGACGGGAAAACCCCAGCAGCAGUAGGGGCAGGUAAGAGUUACGUGCGGGGAAGUGGUUAUUAAAGGGACUCUCCAGUGCCAGGAAAACAAUUCCUGGCACUGCAGGUCCCCUCUCCCUCCCACCUCCCAGUCCCCGGUUGCUGAAGGGGUGAAAAGCCCUUCAGUCACUUACCAAAGGCAGCGACGAUGUCCUUCGUCGCUGCUUCUUGGCCGCCGCCGCUCCUCCCUUUCAUCAUGUCAGCCGGCGGGGGAGACCUAAUGCGCAUGCAAUGCGCAUGCAAUGCUUUCCUAUGGGGAUUUUAGUGACGCUGGAGGUCCUCACACAGCCGAGGACGUCCAGCGACGCUAUAGCACAGAAAACCUGUGCUAUGGACCAGGAAGUGCCCUCUAGUGGCUGUCUAGUAGACAGCCACGAUAGGAGGAGUUAACCCUGCAAGGUAAUUAAUGCAGUUUAUGAAAACUGCAAUAAUUACAGUUGCAGGGUUAAGGGUAGUGGGAGUUGGCACCCAGACCACUCCAAUGGGCAGAAGUGGUCUGGGUGCCUGGAGUGUCCCUUUAAUUCCUUCAGCAGCAAUUGGUAAAAGGAAUUUACAAAAUAAAAUAAAAAUAUAUAUGAAAAAAAACAGAGCAGCAAUUAUAUACAGUCAGCCUUUAGUGAAUACAAACAUACAAAUAAAAAUCAAUACUAACUGUCCUCCUUAGCUCCAAUAAGGCAUUCUUUAACAGAAAAUAAUUAAAUAAAAACUAGUUUAGUCAUCAAAGUCCUUGAAAUCGUCAUAUGCUGCACCAUAAAAUUGGCUUCUAAUAUAUUUAAAGGAACACUAUAGGGUCAGGAACACAAACGUAUUCCUGACCCUGUAGUGUUAAAAUCAGUAUUUAGCCUCCCCCCAUCCCCUCCUCUUACCUUUGUUCCAGUCUGCUGGUGCUGGCUCUGCCCCAAUCUGCCUCCUUGGUUGACACAAUCAGAAGGGAUAAUCUCAGCCAAUCACAAUGGUUUCCCAUAAGAAGGUAUUGAAUUGGCAGAGAUUGCCCAGGAGGCCGUCAGGGAACGGAGCCAAACACCGCCCUGGACAGUCAGCAUCUCCUCAUAGAUAUGCACUAAAUCACUGCUUCUCUAUGAGGAACGUUUAGUGACUCAGAAUGUCAGUCACACUGUGCAGCACUGCCCCAGGAAGUACCUGUAGCAGUCAUCUGAGGAGUGGCCAGUGGAGGUUUCCCUAGGCUCUAAUGUAAACACUGCCUUUUCUCUGAAUAGACAGUGUUUACUGCAAAAAGUCUGUAGGGACCGACUAUACUCACCAGAACAACUACAUUAACCUGUAGUUCUUCUGGUGACUACAGUGUCUCUUUAAGGAAAUAAUUUUAAUCCUGUAUUGGUGAUGGAGUAAGAACAAUCUGGGGGAUUUUUACAGAGAAGCAUAUUUCAAAUGACAAACACAUUCCCCCCCCCCCCCAACAAGUGAAAAUAUUAAAGCAAAAUUACUAAACUGAAAAAUCAGCUAUUUUAUCUUACGCUUUAAAUUUCCAUAGUGAAUUCCUGACCACUCACGAUUUUGUAUAGACAAAAAAAAGUUUCUAUCACAGGGGUACAGAGCAAUAUUUUAGGAUUUAUUUACCAAAAUUAGAAUUAAAAUGAAAUAACCCUGUAUAUGUUUGUGGGGAUCAGGAACAAUUUUCUGUUGGCUUCUUUUUAGAGAUUUAAUAAUUUAAAGAGGAACUUUCCAUAAUUUUUAAUAUUAUGUUUACUUAACGUAUCCCUAUAUUUAUAUAUAUAUAUAUAUUUGUGUAGUGUGAAAAAAAUUAAAUAAAGAAAUCUCUACUUCUUUAUCCUACAUCUCAGAUCCCUAUAAUUAUUCAGAAUAAAAUGUAAAUUUGGGGCACACCAAGAACAUGCAUUUCUAAGCAGUUAAAGAAACAGCACACCCACAAAAAUAAAGUUUUAAAUUAUACAAGGCUACUUAAAUCCCCUAUCUUAGCAAACUAACUAACUAACAUUAAGGUAACUAAAUACCCAUAUUUGUUUGCUAAGAUAGGUGUUUUUAAGUAGCCUUCUAAAAUAUAAAACUGUAUUUUUGUUUUUGUGUGUGUGCUGUUCCUUUAAAUGUAUUGUCCCUAUAAUUAUUGUUCUAAGCUCAGUCUGCAUAGAGAAAGUAUACAGAGGAGAAAUGAAAAUGUUUCUUCGCCUCCUCUUCAUUUGCGAUGUUUCUUCAGGCUUCUCCUUGUCUGAACUGGAUUAAUAUGUACUAAAUCUUGAAUAUUAAUUUAAAAUAAAACAGAAAAGGUUAAUAAAAGUUAAAGGCCGUUUUCAAUAUUUAUACACAUGUAUAACAAUUCCAAAGAAGCGACAGUUUCUCUUUAAAAGCUAUGUAUAAAAAAAUAUCCCCCCCCCUUUUUUAAUCUAGUUUAAACAACAAAGUAUACAAUGUUAAUAUUAUUACCAAAAUGGGGGAGGCCAGAAUAUGUCCACUCUCCCCCUCUAACAAAAUUAUAGGACAAUAGAGGGGAGUAUUUUCCCAACUACUUCCCACACCAACGUAGUCUUACUCGAAGCAGCCAACACUUUUUACAAAUAAAUUAGAGAAAAUCUAAGUAAGUUUAAACGUGUUAAUUAAAUACUUUUCAAACUUUUCAUGCUUUAUUUUAGCUUGCAUAUUUGUAAAAGUAUUGUAUGCUUUUUUUUUAACUAUUAUUAAAAAAAACUAAUCAAAUAAUGCAUGUCCCUUUAAGAUGUAAGUGUCUAUGUAGACAUCCAAAGUAGACGUGGACAAAUGGUAGAUCCCAAAAUGUUGUAAUCAUAGACGUGUGCAGCCUAUUGCAUUAGGGUGUCCACCCUAAAGCACAAACACAUGCCGUUUCCUGUUUGUGUGCUGUGUGUGUGAGGGUGCUGUGUGUGUGGGUGUUGUUUGUGUGUUGUAUGUGUGUGUGUGCUGUGUGUGUGUGGGUGCUGUUUGUGUGCUGUAUGUGUGUGGGUGCUGUGUGUGUGAGGGUGCUGUAUGUGUGUAGGUGCUGUGUGUGUGUGGGUGCUGUAUGUGUGUGGGUGCUGUGUGUGUGAGGGUGCUGUAUGUGUGUGGGUUCUGUGUGGGUGCUGUGUUCUGUGUGGGUGCUGUAUGUGUGUAGGUGCUGUCUGUGGGUGCUGUUUGUGUGCUGUAUGUGUGUGGGUGCUGUUUGUGUGCUGUGUGUGAGGAUGCUGUAUGUGUGUUGUGUGUGUGAGGGUGCUGUAUGUGUGCUGUGUGUUUGGGGGUGCUGUCUGUGUGUGGGUGCUGUAUAUGUGUAUGUGCUGUGUGUGUGAGGGUGCUGUAUGUGUGUAGAUGCUGUGUGUGUGUGGGUGCUGUUUGUGUGCUGCAUGUGUGUGGGUGCUGUAUGUGUGCUGUGUGUGUGUGGGUGCUGUGUGUGGGUGCUGUAUGUGUGUAGGUGCUGUGUGUGUGAGGGUGCAUACAGCAUGUGUGUAGAUGAUGUGUGUGUGUGGGUGCUGUUUGUGUGCUGCAUGUGUGUGAGUGCUGUUUGUGUGCUGUGUGUGAGGGUGCUGUAUGUGUGUGUGGGUGCUGUCUGUGUGCUGUAUGUGUGUGGGUGCUGUGUGUGUGUGCUGUAUGUGUGUAGGUGCUGUAUGUGUUUGUGUGCUAUGUGUGUGUGGGUGCUGUAUGUGUGUGUGUGUGCUGUUUGUGUGCUGUGUGUGUGAGGGUGCUGGAUGUGUGUGUGUGUGCUGUAUGUUUGGAGGGAUUGUGGGGGUGGAGGUGGGGGCAGAUUAGUAAAUAUCCCCCCUCCCUUCUUACCUUAUGUAGGGAGGGGAGAUCCUUGCUGCCAUGUGCCAUCCCUGGUGGUCCAGUGGAGAGUGAACUCUAGCCUACGGGGCUAGAGUUCACUCUCAAGAGAUCUGAGCGUUGCCAUGGCAACGCCCAGAUCUCGCGAGAGGAACCCGGCGGAGCUGCUGGCUAGAGCUCCCCGGGUCCUCUCCUGCCUCCCUCCCUGCCUGUGGGCCGGUGAGGGAGAGCUUUGAUCUCCCCACCAGCCCAUGUAGGCUUAGAGCAGAGCUGAUGCUCGGAUAGCGCGGGCCCUGCAUGAGCCGACAGGAGAGAUCCUGAGAUCUCCCCUGGCGGUCUCAAUCCAUAGGCGUGCCGCAGGGAUUAGGGUGUGCCCUGGCACUGCCGGUACCGGCACACCCCGUGCGCACGCCUAUGGUUGUAAUACUGUUGUAAAAACAUCAUGGAAGUCGUAGUUCUACAAUAGCAUUUGAACAGCCCUGGUUAAAGCCUCCUCAAAAUGCUUUUUAACUAAUGGGGUAAAACAGAACAGUAAAAAAAAGGCUUGGACAUUCAUAAAAAUCUUCUAUUGUAGGAUGGCAGAACAAAUUAACAUAGAGGAAGGCAAAGAUGGAACGCAGCAGCCAUAUUUUACUUUUGGGGUUAUAGCAGAUGUCCAAUAUGCCGAUCGACCAGAUGGAAUCAGUGGAUGGAGGACAAUGAGGUUCUAUCGACAAAGUCUCCUACAUCUCCGGCAAGCCAUAGAUGAGUGGAAAACAGAAGAUAUUCCAUUACAGUUCGUGCUUCAGCUUGGAGAUAUCAUUGAUGGAUGCAACGCGUGUCUAUGUCAAUCUUCAAAUGCACUCCAGGUUGUUCUGAAAGAAAUUAAAAAUAUCGAUGUUCCUUUCCACCACAUAUGGGGAAACCACGAGCUCCUCAACUUUGAUCGUAUUUUUUUAGCGGAUUCACCGCUGAACACCAUGUUUAUAGCUGAUGAACAAAAACCGGGAAUGGGCACAUGUAUAUCAAACAGUACAGACUGCUUUAAUUACUACGCAUACCAUUUCAGCCCAUUUCCUAAUUUUCGCUUUAUUCUAGUGGACAGCUAUGAUUUGAGUGUCCAUGGCAGAGAUUUUUCUAAUCCUAAAUACCUAGAAUCAUCAGACUACCUUCAUGGAAAUUACCAAAGCAAGGAUUCUGAAGGCAGCAAAGGCAAGAGGAGUGUUAACCCCACCUAAUCUGAUUACUGUCAUGCUGGUGAUUAAAGGGACAAUUUAGACCACUAAAUCAUUUUAGCUUGCUGAAGUGCUUUAUGUGCGAAGAGUGCGUACUUUGAUUUCAAUUUACAAAAAGUACAGAUUCCAAGAGAAAUUGGCGCUUUUAUAAAUUUACCAGGUUACACCCCCUGGCUGUCAAACAGACACCUGACCCUGUUACUUCCUGGUUUGUUUAGCUCAGUGAAGCUAAACUCAACAGGCAGCAAUUGCCCAGAGCGCCUGCCUUGCCAAGACUUCUCAUUGAGCUGCAUUGGGAAGUCUGUGAUUGGACAGCCACAGAAAGUCUGGGCGGGGUUAGAAGGGGAGGGCUUGCAAAGGCAGCAGACAAGCAAACAGUUCUUAUAUGCUCUCAGACACACCAUCCUUUUGCUCACUGCAUCAUGGGAAAUGACUGACUUGCUUUAUAUGACAGACUGGUAUAUCAGGUUAAUCUAAAUAAAUAAAAAAAACUAUAGUUUGCUAAAUAUAAAUCAAAACCUAUUGCUAACUUUCAGUUCGCUAUUCAUGUUGGCUAAAAAAAUUCCAAGUGACAGAUUUUCUUUAAUGAUUACUUACGUAAAAUUUGAAAAUACCGUAAUUUCGUAGUCACCACCCCUAGAUGGGGAUCCUUUAGUUAUAUAGGAUAUUUAGGCAGUUGGAAUGUAAGAUAUCCUUCAUCACGAUUACAUAGUGUUAAUUAAAUGGAACUUCCGGGCACCAUAACAACUUCAUCGGAAUAAAGUUGUUAUGGUGCCUACAGGUCCCUGGCUCAGGCCUUUAGGGUUUAAAGUAACUUAUUUUUCUAAAUCCAUUUUAUGAAUGGGGAGCUAUUUAUUGGCUUAGAGCCCUCUGCCAAUUUGCAGCACCCCUGUCUAAGGCUUCCUGAUUUAAGCCCCAGAGAAAAGCGGGAGGAGAGGGGCAGAGCCAGCCGGGGCUGGAUUCAACACUUUGGGGUUAACAGGUUUGUGAAUCCCCUGGAGGUAAGCUGGCGCCAUGGACCCCUUGACACCAUAACAACUUUCACAACAUCAGAAUUUUCACAACAUCAUAUUUAAGUUGUUAUGGUGCCCGAAAGGUUAUUUUUAAGUCACAAAGCUUGUACUGUCUUUAUGCGUUUUUAUUUUUAUCCUCCCUUGAAUUGUUUUGUUUUUUAACCAGAUUAUUCGUCACCCCAGCUGAAGGAGUUUAAUGGGGGAUUUAGCUCGGAGCAGCUGUCCUGGUUACAUAACGUCCUGAAGUUUUCUGAUGAACGCCGAGAAAGAGUGGUUAUAGCUGGUAAGUUGUAGUUAAAAAUAUUUCAUUAAUAAGACUUAGUAACAGUUGAGGUCUAUAUUUAUAGAAAAAAUAAAUAAAAACAAAACACUGUAUUAAACAAGAUUACGUCCGGGACAAUUUAAAUGUGCUUGAGUCAUUGGGAGUAUGUUACCAAAUCCACCUUAAAAACGUAGCCCGCAUCUCCCCGUUUCUUACGCAAGAUGCUACUAAAAACCUUGUCCAUGCUCUAGUAAUUUUUUGCAUGGAUUAUUGUAACCCUCUCCCAAUUAGUCUUUCCAGAAGCCGUAUUGCCCCGCUACAGUCUGUAAUGAAUGCUGCUGCCAUACUGAUUUUCCUCUACAGUCAGUCCUCUCACACCUCUCCCCUCUGUCAGUCCUUACAUUGGCUUCCUGUAUCCUAUAGGAGUCAAUUCAAAGUGUUAACCCACACCUAUAAAGCACUGUACAAUUCUAUCCCCUCCUAUAUCUCAUCACAGAUCCCUUCUUGGUCUCUCUGCUCUGCCCAUGACCUUCUCCUGUCCGCUGCUCGCACCUGUACGGCCAACUCACACUUGCAGGACUUCUCGUGGGCGGCUCCUUUCCUAUGGAAUAGCCUGCCUACCGCCAUCAGACUCUCCCGUAGUCUUCAAUCAUUUAAGAAGGGCCUUAAAACCCAUCUCUUUAGGAAAGCUUAUUGUCUCCCAGAGUAACCUCUACCUCACAUACCUGUCCCUUGCUCUCUCCUAAAGGGCAGCACUCUACUCUCUCCUCCAGCUCUGCUUCACUCCCAACUUAUUUGAUUGCUAUUUCCUGUCCCUUAGUGUUUUAUACCUCACCUCCUAUAGACUGUAAGCCUGUUUGAGCAGGGUCCUCUUCAACCUAUCGUUUCUGUAGGUUUUUUGUAAUGAUCUUAUUUAUUGUUAAAUCUUCCCCUUUUAUAAUACUGUAAAGCGCUACGGAAUCUGUUGGCGCUAUAUAAAUGGCAAUAAUAAUAACAAUAAACAGAUCCACAUAAAAUAUAAAAAUUAAACAAAUGAAGGUAUUUGAAAGAUUUACAAGGGUCCAAAAAUUCUUUGAGAUGUCUGAAGUCAGCAGCAUGUUAAAAGCUAUUAUCGCUCCCAUAAACUUUUAUAUGCCCUCCUCCAAAGCAAGAGGGUUUCACCAGUGCCGUGCACAUUGGCAGCCCUGAUUGCAUUAGGAUUGUUGGCCCUUUUAGGAGUCGCACAGAAUGGCAUGGUUCCACCCUUCUCUACGUCAUGCUUUUAUAUUCAAUAAAACUUUAUUGACAUUCAUUAAAAAAAUGAACAUUUAGACAAAUUGGAAUGUUGGAAAUACAAACAAAUGUAACAGGUGUCCACGUUUAUAUAUAUAGGCCGUCAUAAUGCAGUUUUCAUGUGCAUAACAUACAUACAAGUAUCUUCACAGCAGAAGUACACCGGACCAGUCCACUGACAGUGUGUCAUGUUCAAGCACUGAUUAAUUCAGGACACUGAUAAAAAGGAAAGUGCCGGUGGAGAGAAGAGCUCUAUGGCCUUAUCCCACUCAGACUUUGUAAACGUUAGCCCCAGGACCUUCUCCCACUUUGCAAUGAAAGAGGGUGGUAGGGAAUAUCUACUCUGUAUCAAUAUGCCAUAUAGUAGGGAUAUAAUCAUACGGGGAGAGGUCCAUAAUGGCAUAGCUUUUUGAAGUCAGUUAAAUCGCUCUGUAGACACAUUUUCUGUGGGAUCAAAAAUAUGCAGUGAGAUUAUUGAUGGUGUGUAAGAGUCCGCAGUAAUGUGUGUGUCCGUGUAGGUCUACAAGGUCCAGCCUAGUGAGGUCGCUCUCGAGACCCACCCAGUCUUUAAAUCUGUCUGCCUCUGUCCAGGAAAUACACCUGGAAAAGUGUGUUGUGUAAUAAUAUUUAUCCAAUUCCUGAAGUACCAGCCCUCCUCCCAACUUAGGCAGAGCCAGUACGGGUUAUGCUAGAAGUGGGGACUUGUUCUUCAAAAUACAUUUUUGAUAAUGUGACUGGAGUUCUAAAAAAAAAAAAACUCUGUGGUAUCUUGACUGUCAGCUUUUGUUGCAUAUAGGCCCCUGGGGAGUAGUGUAAUUCUGUUGCGUUUAUUCUCUCUAUCCAAAGUAAGUGAGGUUUUUACUACUGUUAAAGAUCUCGUGCCAGUUUAGUUAAUAAAGGGUGAAAAUUAACUCCAUAGAUUUGGCAAGAUUGGUGUGCUGCCAUAUGCCAAGGCAUUUCAUUCUUGAGGCAUAUUAAGUGUCUCCGAUUUUGCAUUAUUUAUCUGUAGAUUGUAGAGCUGUCAAUAUACACUAAAUUCCGGUAAAAAUUGACAUCAUACUUUUAAUGUUUAGAGAUAUCUAACCUUAUGUCUGACUCCCUAAUGUAUUCAAUGUAAAUAGCCCUGGCUAAGUCAUUGGGAUAAGAAAUGUAAAAUAAACUAGAAAAGUUACAAUUUCAGGGGAAAUUGUGUGAAGUGUUCUUGCCUCCACCAGUAGUCUACAACUGGAGUGGGCGGAGUAACUGUUAACAUUUAUAUAGCACAUUUAAUUGCAACGUUGUUGCACAGUUACAUUAAACCAUACAUUUAUAAAAACAUUAGCAGGUGUUCAAAAGGCCCUGUCUAUGACAUCACUUGCUGCUGCAGCUUGACACAGGUCAGAGUAUUUUGGCGGUUGCCAUCUUCAAACGGUCGUAUCUUAAAAACUAUAACUCCUACAGUGAAGAGCUUUAUAUUGUGAGAAUCACAAGACCCAGACCUACAUUUUGAUGCAUAGUAUGUCUCUGAAGUAUUAAAAUUGAAGGCACAGUCGCAGUUUAGAAAUUGCACUUCAAAUUUGAGCUUUGCAGAGUGAAGUUUCAAUGAAUGUCAAUGGACGGCGUUGGUUGCAAACAAAUGGUCAUAUUGUGAAAACUAUCAGGACUACGGCUUAGCCGUUGACAUGUUUAGUGGCAGCAGGGAUAGCUGAACGUUUUGAUAUAAGAUUUGUGUAGGUGGGCCUGAAAAUAAGGGAGUGGUGGCAGUUUAGAAAUCAUGUCCUGAUUUUUCAGCUUUUGCCAGCUCCCACUCUAGCUUUGCCAUUCAUUCCUAUGGGACAAAUUUCGCCACAAGAACGACGAUAUUCCGUGAACCAUUCGGCGAAACGUUCCACAAAGUAAUAGCAAUCCGAUCGGGAACAAUCUGCACGUUUUGGUAAAUUUUUGUCUAUGUAGUGUAAAAACUGUGGGAGGAGUUAGGGUGGCAAAUUUUGCUAUAAUAAUAAGAAUAAUAAUAAUAACUAGAAAAGCUACAAUUUCUGGGGAAAUUGUGUGAAGUGUUCUUGCCUCCACCAGUAGUCUAGCACAUUCAAUUGCAACGUUGUUGCACAGUUACAUUAAACCAUACAUUUAUAAAACAUUAGCAGGUGUUCAAAAGGCCCUGUCUAUGACAUCACUUGCUGCUGCAGCUUGACACAGGUCAGAGUAUUUUGGUGGUUGCCAUCUUCAAACGGUCGUAUCUUAAAAACUAUAACUCCUACAGUGAAGAGCUUUAUAUUGUGAGAAUCACAAGACCCAGACCUACAUUUUGAUGCAUAGUAUGUCUCUGAAGUAUUAAUAUUGAAGGCACAGUCGCAGUUUAGAAAUUGCACUUCAAAUUUGAGCUUUGCAGAGUGAAGUUUCAAUGAAAGUCAAUGGACGGCGUUAGUUGCAAACAAAUUAUUAUAUUGUGAAAACUAUCAGGACUAUGGCUUAGCCAUUGACAUGUUAAGUGGCAGGAGGGAUAGCUGAACGUUUUGAUAUAAGAUUUGUGUAGGUGGGCCUGGAAAUAAGGGAGUGGUGGCAGUUUAGAAAUCAUGUCCUGAUUUUUCAGCUUUUGCCAGCUCCCACUCUAGCUUUGCCAUUCAUUCCUAUGGGACAAAUUGCGCCACAAGAACGACGAUAUUCCGUGAACCAUUCGGCGAAACGUUCCACAAAGUAAUAGCAAUCCGAUCGGGAACAAUCUGCACGUUUUGGUAAAUUUUUGUCUAUGUAGUGUAAAAACUGUGGGAGGAGUUAGGGUGGCAAAUUUUGCUAUAAUAAGAAUAAGAAUAAUAACUAGAAAAUUUACAAUUUCUGGUGAAAUUGUGUGAAGUGUUCUUGCCUCCACCUGUAGUCUACAACUGGAGUGGGCGGAGUAACUGUUAUCAUUUACAUAGCACAUUUAAUUGCAACGUUGUUGCACAGUUACAUUAAACCAUACAUUUAUAAAAACAUUAGCAGGUGUUCAAAAGGCCCUGUCUAUGACAUCACUUGCUGCUGCAGCUUGACACAGGUCAGAGUAUUUUGGCGGUUGCCAUCUUCAAACGGUCGUAUCUUCAAAACUAUAACUCCUACAGUUAAAGAGCUUUAUAUUGUGAGAAUCACAAGACCCAGACCUACAUUUUGAUGCAUAGUAUGUCUCUGAAGUAUUAAAAUUGAAGGCACAGUCGCAGUUUAGAAAUUGCACUUCAAAUUUGAGCUUUGCAGAGUGAAGUUUCAAUGAAUGUCAAUGGACGCGUUAGUUGCAAACAAAUGAUUAUAUUGUGAAAACUAUCAGGACUAUGGCUUAGCCGUUGACAUGUUUAGUGGCAGCAGGGAUAGCUGAACGUUUUGAUAUAAGAUUUGUGUAGGUGGGCCUGAAAAUAAGGGAGUGGUGGCAGUUUAGAAAUCAUGUCCUGAUUUUUCAGCUUUUGCCAGCUCCCACUCUAGCUUUGCCAUUCAUUCCUAUGGGACAAAUUUGGCCACAAGAACGACGAUAUUCCGGGAACCAUUCAGCGAAAUGUUCCACAAAGUAAUAGCAAUCCGAUCGGGAACAAUCUGCACGCUUUGGUAAAUUUUUGUCUAUGUAGUGUAAAAACUGUGGGAGGAGUUAGGGUGGCAAAUUUUGCUAUAAUAAGAAUAAUAAGAAUAAUAAUAACUAGAAAAGCUACAAUUUCUGGGGAAAUUGUGUGAAGUGUUCUUGCCUCCACCAGUAGUCUACAACUGGAGUGGGCGGAGUAACUGUUAUAAUUUAUAUAGCACAUUUAAUUGCAACGUUGUUGCACAGUUACAUUAAACCAUACAUUUAUAAAAACAUUAGCAGGUGUUCAAAAGGCCUUGUCUAUGACAUCACUUGCUGCUGCAGCUUGACACAGGUCAGAGUAUUUUGGCGGUUGCCAUCUUCAAACGGUCGUAUCUUUAAAACUAUAACUCCUACAGUGAAGAGCUUUAUAUUGUGAGAAUCACAAGACCCAGACCUACAUUUUGAUGCAUAGUAUGUCUCUGAAGUAUUAAAAUUGAAGGCACAGUCGCAGUUUAGAAAUUGCACUUAAAAUUUGAGCUUUGCAGAGUGAAGUUUCAAUGAAUGUCAAUGGACGGCGUUGGUUGCAAACAAAUGAUUAUAUUGUGAAAACUAUCAGGACUACGGCUUAGCCGUUGACAUGUUUAGUGGCAGCAGGGAUAGCUGAACGCUUUGAUAUAAGAUUUGUGUAGGUGGGCCUGAAAAUAAGGGAGUGGUGGCAGUUUAGAAAUCAUGUCCUGAUUUUUCAGCUUUUGCCAGCUCCCACUCUAGCUUUGCCAUUCAUUCCUAUGGGACAAAUUUCGUCACAAGAACGACGAUAUUCCGUGAACCAUUCGGCGAAACGUUCCACAAAGUAAUAGCAAUCCGAUCGGAACAAUCUGCACGUUUUGGUAAAUUUUUGUCUAUGUAGUGUAAAAACUGUGGGAGGAGUUAGGGUGGCAAAUUUUGCUAUAAUAAUAAUAAUAAUAAUAUAUAUGUGAGAUAACAUUAAGUGGUCUUGCUAUGCAAGAACACUUAAUAAUAUAUAUAUGUGAGAUAACAUUAAGUGGUCUUGCUAUGCAAGAACACUUAAUAAUAUAUAUGUGAGAUAACAUUAAGUGGUCUUGCUAUGCAAGAACACUUAAUAAUAAUAAUAUAUAUGUGAGAUAACAUUAAGUGGUCUUGCUAUGCAAGAACACUUAACAAUGUAUAAAUAAAACAUUCAUACCUUCUGUCUCCCUGCAGGUCACAUCCCCAUUCACCCAAAGACUACUUUGAAGACUUGCUUGGCAUGGAAUUACAUAGACAUGCUCACACUGAUCCACUCGCACCCCAGCGUAGUCUGUUAUCUUGCAGGACAUCACCACAAUGGCGGAUAUCACAAGGACUCCCACGGUGUAUACCACGUAACAAUGGAAGGAGUUAUCGAAUCACCUGCGGGCACCAAUGCAUUUGCAACAGUUUCCGUGUAUGGGGACAGAAUGGUUUUAAAUGGGAGAGGCCGAGUUAAGAGCAGAGUUUUUCAUUAUCAGAAAUGGCCAUUGGGUAAUUUUACCAAAUCUCCUCUCUCACAGGAAACUGCAGAGAAGAUUAGAGGUGCAGUAACAGUUUUGCCAACCUGGGCAAAAAAAUCUUUUGCCACUCCAUACACUCAGUCCAUGGUGUGACAACACAUAAACACCCAUAAAUUAUAUUCAGCCUAUAGUAUAUACAGCACAUAUAAAUAUUAUUAUAUUAUAAUACACAUAGAAAUAUACAGGCAUAAUACUCACCUAUAAUUUAAAGAAAAGCUAUAACAUUAGGAAUUCAAACAUGGACUCCUAAUGCAAUAGCGACCUGUAGCGUUUAGUAUUCCACCGCCCUACACCACCACGAAUGCAUGAAAAUGUAGUUUCGCUCAUCAUCAAUCUUCAUAGGAAAGCAUUGGGAGGCUAGUGUAUAUGUGAGACAAAAUGCCACGCUGAGCCAAUCAGCAUCUCCUCUGAAUCAAUGUAUCUCUAUGAGAAGCGUUUAGGGUCUUCAUGUAGAGUUGAACGUCAGACUUGCAGUCUUUGUAGGACUGAACCCAGGAAGUCCCUCUAGUGGCUGUCAGAGUAACAGUGAUAUCCCCCCGAAACACUUACUCACAUUCACUGACCCUUACAAACAAAAAGACACACACACAUUGCACUGUUCCAUUAACUCUCUUGCCUACAUCUCCCAAUCAGUUGACCAUAUGUGUGCACCAUUGAGCUGCCUGCUUGGCUUUUGGUGGCAGUCUGUGGGUUCCAGGCAUCUUGACUGGACCUGGUUGCUCUUGGCCCAUCUCUCAACCUGUACUGUUCCAACUGUCCCACUUUUUGCUAUGCUUCCGCCCACAUGUCCCCAUGCACAAGACAUGGGUCGGAAACAAGCAAAUUAUAUACCUCUGUGCUGUCGCAUUGCCUGUUAGAUAUCCGGGUCUAGGAGGGUCCUGGUUGUAUCUAACAAGCUAGACCUUGGGGAUUGGGGUGGCUGCCAGGCAGAAAAUUUGACAGUGUACCCACUGGCUGGCACUCAGUGCUGUGGCCCGUCAUCUCCAUCUAAUCAUGGUUCAGGCUGUAACAUGUGUAAGCUCACUUGAGGAAGCUGGCCCUGACAAGCAGUACCCCACCUCCAGGUGUCUCCUCUUAAUUGUGCCCUAGGCGACCCCAUAACUCACCUGAAGGAAAUUUCAUUGAAGUUAACCUGAAUUGUCUGUUUUGUUUAGCACUAAUGCAUGUGGUGUCAAGAAGUUGGCAGUAUUUGAUCAUAAAGGGCAUGGCUGUGUGAUUUAACACCCUCACAGAGCACCCCCUGUGUGCCCGCAGCCAUAAAAGUAUAGGGCCCUGAUAGAGAACAAUUAAGAGGUUUGGGGUAAAAAAAGGGUAAUGCACACAGUCAUGUCAAGGGCCUGCCCAAGUAUCAGAGAUUAGUCAUGUGGGCUGUCUUUUCUGCGGACAAAGGACAGGACGGAAUGCCGGCCCAGAUGAGACUGAAAUCCUCUUGGACAACAUCAGACAGGACUUGUCUAGUCUACUCUAAGACUCAUUGAUGUUUGCACUAGUGUUGGUUCUGUGUUUUGUUUAACCCCUUAAGGACACAUAACAUGUGUGACGUCAUGAUUCCCUUUUAUUCCAGAAGUUUGGUCCUUAAGGGGUUAAAUCCCAUUUUAUUUGAAGGUCCAUUUUGGUUUUCUAUCCCCUUUUGUUUUAUGUAAUUUUUGGCACUGUGUCACUUUUAUUUGUUCUAAAAAAAAAAAAAAUAAUAAUCCCUGACUUGCGGUUUGAAUGGCAGCACUUGGUUAGAGCUCCACAGGCACGGGGACUUUCUACAUAAAAAAAUAGCAUCGAUCCCCAUCUCUCCCCCCUCCCCCCUCCCGAGACUUCACUAACAUCAAUCUAACGGUUCGGGAUCUCACUCUAUUAUGGGAGGCGGCCGCAAGCCCAAACACUAUUCGACAGUUGCCUGCAUCUUUUGGAACCACUCCUCACUUUGCAAGACGAUAUACCUCCCUUGGAAUCGGACUUCAUAUGGCCUUCAGAUUGGCAGUGAAUGUUAAAUGAAACAAGAUGGCAAGACGACAUGGCAAAAUAAGAGAAAAUAUCUUUUAUAAUAUCAAGUCAUGCAAAGUUUUACCUCUGAUUGUCCGAUACUGCUAUACUUUUAAUAUGAUGUCAAAUGUUUGGUGUCAUCAAUCUGUGUCUAUGUAAAGCUUGUAUGUAUGUGUGUUAAAUUCAAAAUAAAUAAAAU